Molecule: messenger RNA, 912 nt
Organism: Daucus carota subsp. sativus
Lineage: Eukaryota; Viridiplantae; Streptophyta; Magnoliopsida; Apiales; Apiaceae
Exons: 3
Coding region: 1-912 (303 amino acids)
Source: RefSeq, a predicted model, not a curated record
AUGUUUUCCGAAGAAACCCCAAACUCCAACAUCUCAAUCAAACAAGAAUCAAAUGAGCGACCAAACUCACCAAACACACCAGAAAAACCUGUAAUUGCACAAUUACAGGCCACAGGAAAGCAGAAAAUUAAGAAUGAAACUAGCUGGACUAACAGCUCUAGAAGUUAUGUGUGCGAUGAAGGGAAAUCAAUCAAUGGAUGCAUCCAUACAUGUGAUAAUUACCAACAGAUGAAGGACUGUGCUGUGGCCCAUGAGCAGAUUGUCGGUGUUCCAGCUGGUGACAAGAUGAAGGACUGUGCUCUGGCCGAUGAGCUAAUUGUUGGUGUCCCCGCUGGUGACCAGGCCUAUCAUGAAAACAUCAAAACUGAGCAUGAGGACUCAUAUGCUGAAAUACAGUGUAAUGUUUGCCACAAUAUGUCUAAUCAGACUCUUCUAUUGCAAUGUGAUUUAUGUGACUCUUCUUCACAUACAUACUGUGUUGGUUUGGGUGACACUGUACCUGAGGAUGACUGGAUUUGUCAAAACUGUACUGAGCAUGCCGAGGAUGAGCAGGAUCUCAAAGCUGUUGGUCUAAGUGGCAUUGAUUCCCAUUCUGGAAGUAAAAAUAGAUGCCAUCAAAAUGUUUCAUCAACUGAAGCCAAUUUAUCUAUUCAUGAUAUUGUCAGAGAAUCAGGUCCUUAUAAUGUUGAGAGAUCCUUACCAAAUCAAAGUCGUUCGCCACUAACUAAUGCUGGUGAUGAUAGAACGGUCCUCAUCAGUUGUCGGAAUAGGGAUAGUCGAACACGUGCAUUGCGUGAAAAUUGGGAUAAAAUCAGACAGGGAUCCUUGAGCUUUUCUUCAUCUGCAACGAAAUCAUCCACCUCCGACAUCAUACCUGAUCAAGCCACACAAGAUAUUAAAAAAGGAAGAUGA